Molecule: messenger RNA, 1448 nt
Organism: Cataglyphis hispanica
Lineage: Eukaryota; Metazoa; Arthropoda; Insecta; Hymenoptera; Formicidae
Exons: 3
Coding region: 591-1052 (153 amino acids)
Biological process (GO): regulation of synaptic transmission, cholinergic; sleep; positive regulation of voltage-gated potassium channel activity
Source: RefSeq, a predicted model, not a curated record
UACAAAACACUACUGGGUCUAAUAGCGGAAAAUUGCAAAUCAGAUGAGAUUUCGUAUAGCGAUAGCAAGAUCGAUCGAUCCUGGAGUUAUUCGCAGAUGAGCCGUAUAUAUUCUCCACGGGUCUCCUCCCACCGUCAACUACCUCGCCUUGCUUGCUCCCCCUUCCUCGGCCGUAAUUCGUAAUCGCGUGUUCAGCAUCGCUCGCUGGUGCUGUAUACAUCUGAUGCUAGAAGUUAGUGAGCUUGCGCCACACGCUAGCGCCGUACAUUAGCAGUGCUUUCUCAGUCCUCCAAGUCUCAAAUGAUACCUCCAGGCCUUUUCAAUUCUUGAUUCUCUCUCUCUCUCUCUCUCUCUCUCUCUCUCUCUCUCUCUCCUUCUCUUUCUUCCGCUUCUAUCUCUCCUUCCCCUUUUCCGCCUGUUUUAAUUUCCCUUAUCUCUCUUUUUCCUCCACACUUUUUUUUGUAUAUUUGUUUCGUAUCUUUCUUUAUUUUUUUCUGUGAUUACGUUACGGUAUUUCGAAACAAUUAGUGAAGCUUCUCGACGAACAGCGUAUUCUCCGAUCGUUCCAAGAGGAGGAAGGAGAAAGAAAGAUGAAGAGAGCUUUUCGAGCGAGAUUUAUCGUUAUCACUCUAUGCAGCAUCCUUCUGUUUUUCUGCUACAGCGGUGUUGAUGCUAUACAAUGUUAUCAGUGCAACAGUCGCAAUAAUAGCCAAUGCGCCGACCUUAUUCCUCCAGACACCAUGAAGAUGGAUUGUUCGGAUCUCAGGGACGGCGCGAAAUAUACAAUGUGCCGCAAAAUUACACAAGUCAUCGAGUUUAGCGUCAACGGCCUACCACCUAAUACACGAGUUAUUCGUGGAUGCGGAUGGGACGAAACAAAUUAUAAGGGCAAGUGUUAUCAACGAAGUGGUUUUGGCGGUAGACAAGAAGUUUGCUCCUGUUUAAACGAUUACUGUAAUGCGGCAAUGCCUGGACCCGGAAUUUUGCCCCCUCAAGGCCUCAUUCUGUCAUGCGCUUUAAUCAGUAUGCUGCUAGCGUUUUCACGGAAUUAAAAAUUAAUCGUUAUUAAAAGAUAUCAAAAUUCUCCCCCGUAGAGUUUAUAUUUAAGAUCAUGAUGAGCGGAAGCUGAUAAUUAGGGAAUAGUAGAAAGAUUUAACAUAUCAAACGUGCUUUUGCUGACACGAAUUCAUCCGAACAGCAAAUAGUUAUUGAAAAUAACGCAUAUAUCAAAGAUAAAUAAAAGAUUAGGAAAAAAAUUUUACACCAUAUAAAUGACAGAAUAUAUACAUCGCGAAGAAUUUUUCAUUUAUCGAGAAGAGAUAAAAAAACCUUCAGAGUUUAUAUACAUAUAUAAAACAAAGUAUUUUUCGCGAGUUGUUCAUGUAGUUUUAGCAAAUUACAUUACGUCUAACUAUUAAUGUACUGAAAAUAAAUUAUGUACAUCGAUA